AUGAGCGACACUGUAGUGCUCUGGAUACAGCUCUUUAAGCGUAAUUCUGACAGGGCAAACGAUCAAUCUGCUGCAGUUGAGGAGUUGGGAGACGCUAUUGAAGUAGGCGUCAAUGAUACACACGUCACAAACAUUAGCAACCUACGCAAAUAUCUCAUCAAUCAUGGACGCUUCAAGAAGUCAUUGGAUGGUGUGAAACCAGAUCAAUUAUAUGUAUAUAUGGAUGCAGAAUGCAAAACGCCACUUCAUGCCGACACAUCAAUCACCCAAAUCGAAACAUCAGACGACAAUCCAUUGAGAGUCGUGAGGCCCGCUCCACCUCAAGUUGGGGAGUUUGACACCGCCACUACUACACUCUCUCCAUUGAGUUUCACUGUGAUUAAAUUGAAAGAUUUGAUGGAUAAAUAUGAAUCGCAAGGCCUGCUAGGUUUAUUCCCAUUAUUUAUCAACAGGUCUGCGCCUAAACUACUUGUGAACCGGGAGUACUGCCUCCUGCACGAAUUUUUAAAGAGAAUCUCUGCUGAGGGCAUUGUCAAAGAAGGAAUGACGUCUCGAGCUAUAGUAGGGAACCCUGGAAUUGCACUUCAAAAUGAGCUAUCUUGCUAUUAUUAUUUUGAUCAUUCUGGCGUCGUCAUGAAUGCACCUAGUAGAACCUGUCCGUCAGAUAUUGGGAAUCCAACUUGGGCCUUGGUUGAUUCAAAUCAGUACGUUGUCAUUCCAUGCAUUGGACUUAUCGGCAAUAGUCAAGUAUUAGUGGUUCAAGCGACUUCACCGAAAGUCGAGCGCUAUAGAGAGUGGACGAAGCAAGCUGAUGCAUUGCUCUAUUACAUGAAUACUUGGACGUGGGAAGAAGCUGCAUUUUAUGGCUCUGAGGUACUCCACUUGAACAUGAAUCGAAUAUGGGAAGCUUGGAAUGAUUGGAAUCCUUGUCCUCGAUACUGCUUCAGCAUUGCAAAAUCCAAGUAUCGUUUGGAGUCAUAUCAAAGAAGUGUGGUCAAAAGUCUCAGAGUUAAUAGACAGAAUCUCCUUCCACUCGUGCUCUCUGGAAGUUCUGCCAAUGCACAAGAGGCUUCAAAGCUAAUACUGAUAUCUGGUGUUGAAGUUCGAACUGCAGAGGACUGGAGUCUCGGCCGAAUGGACUUCAAAGUAGAAAUAAUAGGAAAACAAGUCAUCCGAAUGAUGAGUGACAAAAUUGAAACCCGCUCCGAAGUCGAUCGUAGGUCUUUCUAUGAAAUGCUAGGGAGAACGUCAGGUGAAGCAGCUGUACGUGGUAUGAUGCUGCAAGCCAGAAUGCACCGUCUUAUGUCCAAGGAAGGGCCUCCACUAAAUGCUACAUGUCUGACCGACAGAUCAGAGUUACUUGUUGCACCAACAGAGAAAGUCGUCAGAUUCAUGAAGACUGAUUUGUCAGCAAUGCUGAAGGACAAAGAGUCUGGGUACUUCUGGCCAAUAGCAUCAAAUUAUGCCAGUUUUGAUGGAUUUAUAUGGGACAGGAAGACGAGCAUCAUUAUUCUAUUGCAGGCUACGGUUUCAGCUGUCCAUCCAAUAAAGCAAAGCGGUUUCGAGGAACUAUUGAAAGCGUUUCGAGACGCUGGCUUGAGAACACCUGAGUAUCCAUGGCCACUUGUAUUUUGUACCUCAAUCAAUGCACUUGCAAUUCAAACUACUCAGCAAGUCCAGGGAGUUUGGAAUACAAGGCUUACUCAGUACAUCUUGAAGAUAUAA
Molecule: messenger RNA, 1725 nt
Organism: Synchytrium microbalum
Lineage: Eukaryota; Fungi; Chytridiomycota; Chytridiomycetes; Synchytriales; Synchytriaceae
Exons: 5
Coding region: 1-1725 (574 amino acids)
Source: RefSeq, a predicted model, not a curated record